Messenger RNA from Sphaerulina musiva SO2202, 462 nucleotides. RefSeq lists its product as uncharacterized. NCBI's taxonomy places the organism in Eukaryota, Fungi, Ascomycota, Dothideomycetes, Mycosphaerellales, Mycosphaerellaceae. The transcript has a single exon. The coding region runs from base 1 to 462 and encodes 153 amino acids. The record is from RefSeq and is a predicted model, not a curated record.
AUGACUACAGACCCGUCUCCUCUGCCUUCUAGCACUUCUACCGCAGAUCAACAUGCUCGGGCACUCGCUCAAGCGAUUGCGAGGCUCGCACGAGUCAACACAUCCAUCGACAAUCUGCUGCGCCACGCAUCCGACCACGAUACCAACAUCAUCGGGCUCCACGCUGCAGACACGGAUGUCGAUCUGAUGCUCGCCGAAGCAGAAGACGACUUACGACUAGGCGCGAUCUUGUUCGAAGCGGUAGAAAGCGCAGGAUUAGUAGCCGUGGACAGUCAUGCGCAGGCUUCGCGUGGAAUAUCCAAAAGGCCUCGCCAUGUCAACAGUGGCGCUCGGGGGCGCGCUCCGUCGGCCAAAUCAACUACGCAGCAUGAUGCUGUACUGCUCAAGGCAGCUCGAGUUCUGCAACGUGCUUUGCAAACGAGGUUUCCGCUGACUUGGCCGAAGUUGCUCGAGGAGACUUGA